This is a messenger RNA of Micropterus dolomieu (smallmouth bass), 2843 nucleotides long. Its product is annotated as H-2 class I histocompatibility antigen, Q10 alpha chain-like. The coding region runs from base 175 to 1239 and encodes 354 amino acids. Gene Ontology annotation, cellular component: external side of plasma membrane. Gene Ontology annotation, biological process: immune response. The transcript has 6 exons. The record is from RefSeq and is a predicted model, not a curated record. Lineage: Eukaryota; Metazoa; Chordata; Actinopteri; Centrarchiformes; Centrarchidae.
GGGGCGUUUUCGCUUCUUCUGCUGUUUUCUGCAAGUAGGCUCGAAAUAGUUGCGAAAUCUGGAUAAAAAGCAGCAACAGCGUCCUUAAUUUGCACCGUCUGUGCACAGCGACGAGGAACAGGAACGAAGCAGCAACAGAGUGAACAACAGUUCAACAAGCUGAGAUUUAAAAGCAUGAAGGCAGCCAUCUCUGUGUUUAUAAUGCAUUAUGUCGCAGUUUCCAUACUGCUGGGGACGGGACUGAUGGUGAACAGCCAGACACAUUCCCUCUUUUACACCUACACGGCUCUCUCCAAACCUGUCGGACUCCCGGGCAUCCACCAGUUCACAGCCAUGGGUCACCUGGACGGCAGGAUGAUCGACUACUUUGACAGCGAGCACCAGCAGAAAGUUCCCAAACAGGACUGGAUGAAAGAGAGACUGGCUGCAGAUUACUGGGAGAAAGGAACACAGUCCCGCCUGAGCAAACAGCAGUGGUUCAACGUCAACAUCGACAUCCUGAAGACACGAAUGGGACAAAAUGAUUCAGACGUCCAUGUUCUUCAGUGGAUGCACGGCUGUGAGGGCGACACGCAGCCUGACGGCACGAUUAGGUUCCGCCGCGGCAUAGACAAGUACGCCUACGAUGGAAACGACUUCCUGUCCUUUGACGACGUCAACCAAGUCUGGGUCGCCCCAAUUGAAGCGGCCGUCCCGACCAAGAGGAAGUGGGAUGGGGUCCAGGUCCUUAAAGAAUACACCAAAGGCUACCUGGAGAACGAGUGCAUGGAGUGGUUGAAGAAGUUCGUGGACUAUGGGCGAAUGCAGCUUCAAAACGCCCCUCCACCUGAGGUGUUCAUGUUUACAAAGAACACCGCAGUUGAGACAAAGGUCAUGUUGACGUGCCUGGCCACAGGUUUCUACCCGAAAGACGUCAUCCUGAACAUCAAAAGGAACGGCCGCAUUCUUACUGAAGAGGACGGAGUGGUUACCUUUGGCGUUCGACCAAAUGACGACGACACCUUCCAGAGAAGAGACAGUGUGGAGAUUUUAAAGAGCGACACGUCUACAUACAAUUACACCUGUGAAGUGAAUCACGCUGCAUCCGGGCUACAUGUUGAGAAGGAAUGGGAUGGUGACUCUUCCAAUGACCCAGACGACCAAAACCCAAGUACUGUCGGCGCUCUCACCGCUCUCGCCAAAGCUGCUCUCAUCAAAGCCGCCGCCGUUCUCACCAAAGCCGCCGCCGCUCUUGAGUAGGUGGAGGGCUGCAGUAGGAUGUUCCUGCAAAUAACAUAAUUUCCAUCAGCGUACAUGAAACCUAACUCUGCUCUUUAAAACCAAAUAGGCCGAUGAAACGAAUGUUUUUAUCACAGCGCAGGCAAUAGAAACCAGAGAGGGAAAAUUAGAGGGAAAAAAAAUAAUUGACAAAGAAUAUUGUGUAUUUAAGAAUUUAAAUGAGCUACAGAUGUCUCCACUGUUUCACACUCAAGGACAGUCUCCUGUUACAGCUGUGAACUAUGGAAUAAGGCAGGCUGCUUUAUAUUUUUAACCAUGCUAACGGCACAGCUCUAUGGUUGGCAGUCCACCAAUUUAGAUUUAAAUAUCUCAGCAACUAGCCUAUUAGACUGAUUCUCACGAAUCUGGUACAGAUAUCCAGAGUGCCUAAAUUAUGACUCUUAAUAACUCUGGCAACAUUUCCUCUAAUGCCACCACUAGGUCAAACUUUUCACUAAUCCAGUGAAAUAUAAUCUACUAGAUCGAUUGGCACAAAAUGUUGAACAGACGGUUCAUGUUCCCCUCAGGAUGUGGUGUAAUAACUUUUACUUUGACUUUUACCUGCAAAACGAGUGACAUUCCCACCAGCCUCAGCUGUACUUGGUGUUUACUGCUAAUUAGUAAAUGUUGGUGUGCUCACAAGCUAAACUAAGAUGGUGAACAUGGUUUAAACAAAUCUUGUUGUUUUGAUUUGACUCACAUGUGAGACAAAAGAUUUGACACACUCUUCCUUUGCAAAACCAGCGGACCACCCAAUGAGAUCAGAAAACAUUCUUCUUCAGUGCCUCUUUAAACUCCUCGGCCUUAUUUGACUUUAUUUUAUCCCUUCUAUUUUAUUCUAUUUUACUAAUUUUAUAUUUAUCUUAAACGUGUAUUUUAGUCUUUUCAAUGUUUUCUUGCUUUUAUCUUGUAUUGUUUUUGUAUUAUUGUCUCUUGGGUAUUAUUGUCUUUACACUUGUUAAAGCACUUUGUAACUUGUUUUUGAAAAGUGCUCUACAAAUAAAGAUUAUUAUUAUUAUUAUUAUUAUUAUUAUAUACAAUCCGGUUCACAAAGACCCACGUGCACCAACCACAGUAGUUUUCUAUGAUAAAGCUGUUUUCAAUGCGGCAAAAUCAGUAUUUUUUGGAGUAUGAAGUAUUUUCUCUUAUGCUUGUUUAACUUUGUCUGUUCGUGUUGAGCAAUACUUUUCAAAGUUGUCAGUAUUUUGUGCACUUUCUUUGAUAAUCAAGCAAGUAGACUCAUGAUACAAUUUGUUAUCACAGUGUUGUCCACAAUAAUCGCAAUAUGACUUUUCCUCCAAAUCGCCUUAAAUCCGAUAUAAAUGUAAAGGAUUCUGAUGAUGUUUUUACAGAUUAUGUUUCUUACUGGUUACCAGUGCUUGUUCCUGCACCCUAUGGACUUUCAUGCACUUAUUUUCAUAUUCAAUAUGCAUCUAUGUAUUCUUUGCUGUCUUACACAGAUUUUGUAUUUUUGCAUGCUUUUUUUAAAUAGCUACUUUUUGGGUACUUGAACCUUAAAGAUCAAUAUUUUUAUAAUUCAGCUGCUUUUACUCAAAAUGUAUUAAAAUUGCAGUACUGAUGAUUAA